UUCAACCACUCCAGUCCAAUGAUGUUUUAGAUUUCCCCGAAAUGACAGAACAAGAUUUAAUAACUUUCUUCACAGGUACAUAUCAACUGAAACAAUCAAUUUCAUAUUUGGCCGAGUUAAUUACUGAAGAUAAUAAAGUGGAUCUACAGUUCUUGAAAGAAACUGCAGACAUAAUUAAAAUUCAAGUUCGUUCGAGACAUAUAAAGGCUAAAACAUACAACUGUUACAUUCACUAUCAGCCUCAUUCAAUUGGUACCAGUGGAAUCAAACGCCAUUAUUGCGAUUGCGCAAAUGGUGCCAGAACAAUAGGAUGUUGCUCACAUGUAGCCGCUAUCAUCUACUACUUAUCAAAUGCAAGAUAUCUAGCUAAAAUUGUAAAUCCAGCAAAAAUACUAACAAACAUAUUUGAUUCCAAUGUUAUACCUGUUAUAAAUGAAGACAGUGAUGAAGAUUGAAUGCAAAAACGAUAUUAAACUAUUGCAACAGGGCCAUUUCGCUCCCUACAAAAAAUAUAAAUUACGAGGUCAAACAAUUAUUUCGACGUAACUCUCCAAUGCUCAAUCAAUAGUGUCCAAAUAGUGUUCCGUCAUCAUCUAGUAUAAC
Molecule: messenger RNA, 603 nt
Organism: Diabrotica virgifera virgifera (western corn rootworm)
Lineage: Eukaryota; Metazoa; Arthropoda; Insecta; Coleoptera; Chrysomelidae
Exons: 2
Coding region: 42-455 (137 amino acids)
Molecular function (GO): zinc ion binding
Source: RefSeq, a predicted model, not a curated record